UUCCACUCCCCACCGGAUGCGGGGUUAAGCUCAUCAGAUGCCAAGCCGCGAUUGGUCGGGUCCGCGCUAAGGAGGUGGAAGAGAGGCUCUGAUUGGCUCGAGCAGCCGUCAGGAGCUCUGGAGGGGGCGCACGGGGGCGGGCUGGGGGAGGAGGUCCAGGGGGGCACAUGGGAGGGGAUCCGGGAACAGCUGGUGUCCGACCUGCCCCCCGCACUGGCCCUGCUGGGAUCACUCCAGGAGCAGGUUGUCGGGGUCACGGCCCAUGUCCAGGGGCUGCUGCAGCGGGUCCGGGCCGGCGCCUUCCCCACGGAGAAGGGGCUGAGUUUCCUGGAGCUGAAGGCCCAGCUGCUGCUGUUCUAUCUCCAGGACCUGGCCCAGCUGGUGCUGGAGAAGACCUCUGGCCGGUCCCUGGUGGCCCAGCCAGCUGUCCUGCGCCUGGCCGAGCUGCGCACGGUGUUGGAGAAGAUGCGGCCCAUUGAGCAGAAACUCCGGUACCAGGUUGACAAGCUGGUGAAGGCGGCUGUGACGGGCGCCGUGGGAGACGACAAUCCGCUGAGAUUCAAACCAGACCCCGGGAACAUGAUGAGCAAGCUGAGUGACGAGGAGGAGGCGGACGGGACUGAAGGCAAAGCUGCUGGGAAGAAGCCCCUGGCCAAAGGAGGGGUCCGGAAAUACGUCCCACCCCGGCUGGUCCCGGUGCAUUAUGGUACGUGCUGGGAGCCCGGCCACCUGGGUUCUACCCAGAAAGAGAGCGGGGUUUGUACAACCAGCCCCCGCGCCCCACCCCAGAGAUGGCCGCAUCUCAGCGCCAG
This is a messenger RNA of Terrapene triunguis (Three-toed box turtle), 812 nucleotides long. RefSeq names its product neuroguidin-like. The transcript is spliced from 8 exons. The record is from RefSeq and is a predicted model, not a curated record. NCBI's taxonomy places the organism in Eukaryota, Metazoa, Chordata, Testudines, Emydidae. Gene Ontology annotation, cellular component: small-subunit processome; nucleolus. The annotation marks the transcript as partial. Gene Ontology annotation, biological process: maturation of SSU-rRNA from tricistronic rRNA transcript (SSU-rRNA, 5.8S rRNA, LSU-rRNA).